UUGCCGUCCACCCGUUCGUUCGUUUAGUAAAGGAAAACAUAAAACUUAAAGUUAAUCAACAUUCAACAAUUGUCCGUCAUUCAAUUCAUUAUGGGACAGACAAUCAGCAAAGAAGCACUGAGUGACAAUGAUUCGCAUUUGACAAAUAAGAAAAAGGAGAAGGUCGAAGAGCGUAAACUUGUCAAAACGUCUCUUGAAUCGCCUGAAUCUCUGUCACACUCAAAGCCUCGUGGGUUUCAGUACAUUCAGGAUGAAGAAUCUUGGUGCCGGCCGCAGCAAGCCAAGUUUUCGUGCGAAGACCAGAAAAUAUUGGAACCUGCAUUACCUUCACUAACAAAAAAAGAGGAAUCAAAAGAGCAGUUUCAAGAUGAGGAGACAAAGCACUGUCCUCCAGAAGAAAGAAUAGAAAAACUCGAACAAGAGAUGUGGAAUAAGGAUGCAGAAAACGCGAGCCUUAAGUCACAAAUCACUCGAUUGAAUGAGACAGUUGCCUUCGAACAAAGAAAACACCAGCCAAGUACUGACAAUGGCCAAGCUCAUGCUACCCCUACAAGCGUAGAAACUUUAACUAAUAAUUCUGGCAUCGCUUUUGAGUCUAACUCUGACGUCGAGGUUAAUGCAGAAAACGCGAGCCUUAAGUCACAAAUCACUCGAUUGAAUGAGACAGUUGCUGAAGAGCAGCAAAAGACUUGUCAAGAACAGUGGAAUCUCUACUAUGAACAGGUGAAAACCCAAGAGGAGAUAGAAAAGAGUAAGCUUCUACAAGAGGAACUGUCGAAAGUAAAAGAAGAGCUAUCCAAUAUUACAGCUCGAACUACAGUUGCAAGUGAAAUGAACCCAAUGGACUGCUCGAGUGAAUCUGAGGAUGCAGAAAACGCGAGCCUUAAGUCACAAAUCACUCGAUUGAAUGAGACAGUUGCUGAAGAGCAGCAAAAGACUUGUCAAGAACAAUGGAAUCUCCACUAUGAACAAGUGAAAACCCAAGAGGAGAUAGAAAAGAAUAGGCUUCUCCAAGAGGAACUGUCAAAAGUAAAAGAAGAGCUAUCGAAUAUUACAGCUCGGACUACAAUUGCAAGUGAAAUGAAUCCAAUGGACUGCUCGAGUGAUUCUGAGGCCACUCUAGUUAAUUUUGAUGCACGAUGCGUUCUGAUCGAACAAAGAAAACACCAGCCAAGUACUAACAAUGGCCAAGCUCAUGCUACCCCUACAAGCGUAGAAACUUUAACUAAUAAUUCUGGCAUCGCUUUUGAGUCUGACUCUGACGUCGAGGUUAAUGCAGAAAACGCGAGCCUUAAGACACAAAUUACUCGAUUGAAUGAGACAGUUGCUGAAGAGCAACAAAAGACUUGUCAAGAACAGUGGAAUCUCUACUAUGAACAGGUGAAAACCCAAGAGGAGAUAGAAAAGAGUAAGCUUCUCCAAGAGGAACUGUCGAAAGUAAAAGAAGAGCUAUCGAAUAUUACAGCUCGGACUACAGUUGCAAGUGAAAUGAACCCAAUGGACUGCUCGAGUGAUUCUGAGGCCACUUUAGUUAAUUUUGAUGCACGAUGCCUUCUGAUCGAACAAAGAAAACACCAGCCAAGUACUGCCAAUGGCCAAGCUCUUGCUACCCCUACAAGCGUAGAAACUAAUGAUUCGGGCAUCGCUUUUGAGUCUGACGUCGAGGUACCCGUACUAUGUGAAAAUGUCGGCAAGGACAAAACGAAGUUCAAACUAGUCAACCCUGAAUCUAGUUCUACGAUCACUGAUAACGUAGAUCUCGAAGACAAAACCUCUAUUGCCCUGUGUAAAGCGGAAAAUGAGAACAAACAAUUGAGAAACUACAUAAACGAUCUUCAACUUUCAUACGACGAAAUUAGGAAUUAUUAUUUUGACCUGUGUGAGAGAUACCAGGGAGUUGAGCACGAUAGAUUUUGUUUGGUUGAGCGAGUUAAUGGUUUAAUCGGCGAGUCCAAAGAAAAGUUUAAAGCAGUCGACCCUGAAUCUACAAUCAUCGAUGAAACAGAUCUCCAGGACGACACCUCUAUUGUCCUGUGCAACUGCAACGCAGAUAAAGAGAACAAACAGUUGAGAAAUUAUCUUCAACUUUCAUACGAUGAAACUAAGCUCAGAGAAAAUCAGUAUCUUGACCUGUGUGAGAGAUACAAGGAAGUUGAGCAUGAUAGAUCCCGUUUGGUUGAGCGUGCAAAUGAUUUAUUCAAAACCAACCAAGAGCACGAAAAAGAGAUGACGACAUUGCGUGACUUGAAUAGGAGAUUCAAAGAGUGUCUUACCGAGAUGCAGUCUGAAUUUAGCGAUGUCGAGGAUCACAACAAAAAAGUGUUCCAGAAUCUAAACACCGAGAAUGAAAACCUGCAUAAAUAUAAACGACUCGUCGAGUCGCGGUCAGAUGUUUGUGCAAUGGAUGAUCAGGUCAACUACAAAGAUGUGGUUCAGAACCUUACCAACGACUAUAACAACCUGAAUAAACAAUUCUUCGAGUUACAGUGUAGUUUCCAUGCCAUGGAGGUCGGCAACAAAGAAACAGUUCAGAACCUAACUGUGGAAAAAGAGAAGCUGACUGCGGACAAUGUCGAGUUACGAUCAAGUUUUUAUGCCAUGGAAGUCAACUACAGAGAGGUGGUUCAGAACCUUACUGUGGAAAAGGAAAAACAGUCUGCGGACAAUGAUAAUCUCAAAAAACAAGUUGUCAAGUUACGAUCUAGUUUUUCUCUAAAGGAGGAAGAGUACAAAUUUGCAGUCGACACCAAGACGGCGGAGAAUCAGAGUCUAAUCGAGGAGAAAGUAAAUUUGCAUAAAAAGCUAAUUACUUUCAUAAAAUGUCAAGUGUAAUGACUUAACCUAUGUGCGAACCUUAAACAGCACUAAAGUCUGAACCAGUUUUCCGAUAAAAGAACAGAGAUGAUGAAAUUUGACAGCACCUGUGAUACAUCAUAACCCAACUCAAGUCUUAAAUCCAAUUUGUGAAAGUCUGCAUCACAAGCACCUCCCAAAACACCAAAAAGUGUGCAGAUGAAGAAUGAAGAUGGAACAAACGUAAACCGAAGAGAAGAUAAAGACAUAAUAUUGACGCGAGGACCUUUAAAAGGUGGAUUAUUAUUUCAAGUUUAAUAUUGGAUAUUUGGCCGAGUUAUAAAGUGCUACUUGAUGAUGUCAAGUUACUCUGAUGAAAUUGCCCACGUUUCGUCUAUUUUAUUAGCUUGAUGUGAUCAUAUUAUGAGGAUAUAAGAAACUCUUCACUCCUGGACAAUAACAUUUCUGAGCACAAGUUCAUGUUGUGCAAAAUUUCAAAUCUAUAUGGAGAGAAUAAAUACGUUGCUCCAUACCAGAUCAGUGAACAAUUUCUUUAGAAGAAUUAAGGAACUUUCAAUUUCAAGUCGAAAUUGAAAGCCUGAUAGUAAAAAGUAUGAAGUUACUUUUAUUGUUACAAAUUACUUGUUUUGUGAUCUCUAUGUGAUAUAAGACGAAGAAAUGUUAGUAUCAAGCGACAUGAUAUUGAUAGAUAUUAGACGUUAUUAUAACUAUAAGACGCGAUAUUGUAUGAAUAGAUAUGAUGUUAUUUAAUAAUAAGAAUUGAUCCGAUUCUAAGCAAUAAUAGUUAUAGUGACGGGAUUACUCUGGUUAACCUAUUUUUACGAGUGGAGGGAGCUAGGGGCGAGACACACCCUCACAAUUUCUAACAAUUUCAAUGACUCAUACAGUUAACCGAAACCUAGCUCUUAGUUCUGAGAAUUAUUCUCUUGGAGGCGGGAGUAAGUUAGUAG
This is a messenger RNA of Bolinopsis microptera, 3764 nucleotides long. RefSeq names its product golgin subfamily A member 4-like. Bases 91 to 2832 code for a protein of 913 amino acids. The record is from RefSeq and is a predicted model, not a curated record. NCBI's taxonomy places the organism in Eukaryota, Metazoa, Ctenophora, Tentaculata, Lobata, Bolinopsidae. The transcript has 10 exons.